CGUCAGUUAGUUUUCUCCAAUGGGUAAAGGUGACUAAAUAUUAGUAGUCUCCUUCGCCGCCUAAUCUCAUCCUAUCGGGAAAAGGGAGAGAUCAUGCACGAUUCUGGCGGUGUCCAAAUGGCGAGGGCGCUGAAGCAUGCAGCCCUGUGCCUGAUGCUGCUGCCCCGGUUCCUCCUGGCCGCCGUAAUGCUGUGGCUUCUGGAUUUCUUGUGUAUUAGGAAAAAAGUGCUCCUGAAAAUGGGAGAGAGGCAGGACAGCUCGGACGACCCGCCGGUGUGCGUCUCCGACUCUAAUAAGAUGUUCACCUUGGAGUCCCUCAGGGCCGUGUGGUACGGUCAGAAAUUGGACUUUCUCAAAUCCGCACACCUCGGGUGCGCUGCGCCCAACACCGAGGUGAUGCUGGUACAGGAGCGGAAAAGGGUCCGGAUCCUGGACUGCAUGAAAGGGAAGAGACCGCUCAUCCUUAACUUUGGCAGCUGCUCCUGACCGCCAUUCAUGACGCGCCUGGCGGCGUUUCAGCGCGUCGUGAAGCAGUACGCAGACAUUGCGGACUUUUUAGUUGUAUAUAUCGAGGAGGCGCAUCCAUUGGACGGCUGGGUGAGUUCGGACGCUCCGUAUCAGAUUCCCAAGCACCGGUGUUUGGAAGACAGACUGAGAGCCGCUCAGCUGAUGCUCGCCGAGAUGCCGGGGAGCAACGUGGUGGUGGAUAAUAUGGACAACUCAUCCAACGCCGCGUACGGAGCCUACUUUGAGAGACUUUACAUCGUGAGGGAUGAGAGAGUUGUGUACCAGGGGGGCAGAGGUCCAGAGGGAUACAGGAUUUCCGAGCUUAGAAACUGGCUGGAGCAGUACAGGAACGAUCUGGUGGAUUCCCAAACGGCGGUGCUGCAUGUGUAGUUGAAAGAUGCUGAACUGCCUGACUCUCUGCCCAUUUUGCUUAAGUGUCCAACUCACAGUGCAAAAUAUUCAGAUGCUGCUGUCAAAUGUUCACAAAUGGCACAUUAUGUCUUUUUUUUUGUUUGUUUGUUUUUGUUUUUUGUUUUGUUGUUGUUGUUUGUUUUUUGCCUAAAGAUAUUCAGGACUCUGUGACAAAUAGCCUAAAGUCAUAUCCCAGCCUAACUCUAUAGGCUGUAGGCUGUUGUUGUGCUCGUCUUGACCUUAAAUGAUUGCUCAUAGCGAUUGUUUUUUUGUAUGGAAAAGUCUUGAAUCUGUUGAAACUGGAUUCAAUAAGUGAUCACUCUAUUUUUCUACAAUACUGAUGUGUGUGUGUGUGUGUGUGUGUGUUCAGACUAAUAUUUCAACCCUGGUGUUUCUGUGAAGUUCGGUUUUUAAAAGGCGAAGCCAGAAAACCGACACUGAUGUCUCUGACACCGGGUCCAUAUUAGCAGGAUGCUUUCCUCCAUGAUCGACUGCCAGACGAUGUAAUGUUGAACCCAUGUAAUUGAACAAAUGUUUUUAAAUAAAUGUCAGAUGGCACAUUGA
Molecule: messenger RNA, 1482 nt
Organism: Scatophagus argus
Lineage: Eukaryota; Metazoa; Chordata; Actinopteri; Scatophagidae
Product: thyroxine 5-deiodinase-like
Exons: 1
Molecular function (GO): thyroxine 5'-deiodinase activity
Source: RefSeq, a predicted model, not a curated record